This is a messenger RNA of Armigeres subalbatus, 483 nucleotides long. RefSeq names its product histone H2A-like. The record is from RefSeq and is a predicted model, not a curated record. Gene Ontology annotation, biological process: heterochromatin formation. Gene Ontology annotation, cellular component: chromatin; nucleosome. Gene Ontology annotation, molecular function: protein heterodimerization activity; DNA binding; structural constituent of chromatin. The coding region runs from base 63 to 437 and encodes 124 amino acids. The transcript has a single exon. Lineage: Eukaryota; Metazoa; Arthropoda; Insecta; Diptera; Culicidae.
GUUUGGGCAUCAGUUUGCUCCAUUUCAUCACAUCAUCAACAACCAUCCUCAAUCGAAACGAAAUGUCUGGCCGAGGCAAAGGAGGAAAAGUUAAGGGCAAGGCAAAGUCUCGCUCGAGCCGAGCCGGUUUGCAGUUUCCAGUCGGUCGGAUUCACCGCCUUCUCAGAAAGGGCAACUAUGCCGAACGCGUUGGUGCCGGAGCUCCCGUGUACUUGGCUGCCGUGAUGGAAUAUCUGGCAGCUGAAGUUCUCGAGUUGGCAGGAAAUGCUGCCCGCGACAACAAGAAGUCCAGAGUCAUCCCACGCCAUCUUCAGUUGGCUAUCCGGAAUGAUGAGGAAUUGAACAAACUGCUGUCCGGUGUGACAAUCGCUCAGGGUGGUGUGCUGCCGAAUAUCCAGGCAGUGUUGCUUCCCAAGAAGACCGAGAAAAAGGCUUAAACCAUGCUAGCGUUACCAUAAAAUCACAAAACCGUCCUUCUCAGGA